GAUUGAUGAAUUUUUGAAAAAUCCAUUCAUAUUUGUAGACAAUACAGGUAAAUGUAAGGAACUCAGUGAAAUUGAAUAUGCAAUGACUAUGACUGCACCAAUAAUGAAAAGUAUAUUCAGUGAUGUCUUGGAUCGUCUGAAACUUCACUGGGGAGAAACGAUGUCUUAUGUCAUGUCUGAUUGUUGUCGAAAAAUUGAUUUGAGGUUUGUUCAUAAAGCCAAAGGACUUGAACUCAGCCAUUCUGAAUGCGCAAAAGUUCCUACGCCUGCAAAAGCUGUACAUGAUCGUUCAAAAUUUUUACAAACAUUGAAAGGUGUUCUUGAUAAUUUGUUGAAAGAAGAUUUAUCAGAUGAUGAAGUUCAGAAUUCAAAAAUAUUAGGAAAUCAAAGAAUUGAAAGAUCAUUUCAACAUGAUGUGUUUUCAUCAAUAGAAAGAAAAUUAUUUUGA
Molecule: messenger RNA, 448 nt
Organism: Entrophospora sp. SA101
Lineage: Eukaryota; Fungi; Glomeromycota; Glomeromycetes; Entrophosporales; Entrophosporaceae
Source: the annotation of a GenBank genome assembly